CCUGUCUGAUGAGGAGAUGGCUGAUGCCCAGAACGUUUCGCUAGACAGCCCAGGGAGUAUGGGGGCUGUGGCAGUGCCCGUGGUCUUUGCCCUCAUCUUCCUGCUGGGCACAGUGGGCAAUGGGCUUGUGCUGGCAGUGCUGCUGCAGCCCGGCCUGAGUGCCUGGCAGGAGCCGGGCAGCACUACGGAUCUGUUCAUCCUCAACCUGGCAGUGGCCGAUCUCUGCUUCAUCCUGUGCUGCGUGCCUUUCCAGGCCGCCAUCUACACGCUGGAUGCCUGGCUUUUUGGGGCCCUCGUUUGUAAGGCUGUGCACCUGCUCAUCUACCUCACCAUGUACGCCAGCAGCUUCACACUGGCGGCUGUCUCGGUGGACAGGUACCUGGCCGUACGGCACCCGCUGCGCUCGCGGGCCCUGCGCACGCCGCGCAACGCCCGCGCCGCCGUGGGUCUGGUCUGGCUGCUGGCGGCGCUCUUCUCGGCGCCCUACCUCAGCUACUACGGCACCGUGCGCUACGGCGCGCUCGAGCUCUGCGUGCCCGCCUGGGAGGACGCCCGCCGCCGCGCCCUCGACGUGGCCACCUUCGCCGCCGGCUACCUGCUGCCCGUGGCCGUGGUGAGCCUGGCCUACGGACGCACGCUGCGCUUCCUGUGGGUGGCCGUGGGUCCCGCGGGCGCGGCGGCGGCCGAGGCCCGGCGCAGAGCCACGGGCCGCGCGGGGCGCGCCAUGCUGGCGGUGGCCGCGCUCUAUGCCCUCUGCUGGGGCCCGCACCACGCGCUCAUUCUCUGCUUCUGGUACGGCCGCUUCGCCUUCAGCCCGGCCACCUACGCCUGCCGCCUGGCUUCGCACUGCCUCGCCUACGCCAACUCCUGCCUCAACCCACUGGUCUACGCGCUCGCCUCGCGCCACUUCCGCGCGCGCCUCCGCCGCCUGUGGCCCUGCGGCCGCCGCCGCCCCCGCUGCCCCCCGGGCUCCCGCCGCGCCCUCCGUCGCGUCCGCCCGGCGUCCCCAGGCCCUGCCGGCUGCCUCGGGGACGCUAGGCCUCUCGGGCAGCUGCCGACGGGCGGCGGCUGGGGCGGGGAGCCGGGUCGGGAACCGGCCCGCGGCAGAGAGGCUGGCUGGGCCCUGCCUGCCCGAGGACCGGAAUAAACC
Lipotes vexillifer (Yangtze River dolphin) is the source of this 1150-nucleotide messenger RNA. It is a transcript of the gene GALR3, whose product is annotated as galanin receptor 3. The coding region runs from base 17 to 1147 and encodes 376 amino acids. Gene Ontology annotation, biological process: G protein-coupled receptor signaling pathway; negative regulation of adenylate cyclase activity. The record is from RefSeq and is a predicted model, not a curated record. Gene Ontology annotation, molecular function: galanin receptor activity. Lineage: Eukaryota; Metazoa; Chordata; Mammalia; Artiodactyla; Lipotidae. The transcript is spliced from 2 exons. Gene Ontology annotation, cellular component: plasma membrane.